This is a messenger RNA of Portunus trituberculatus (swimming crab), 615 nucleotides long. RefSeq lists its product as uncharacterized. The transcript is spliced from 2 exons. NCBI's taxonomy places the organism in Eukaryota, Metazoa, Arthropoda, Malacostraca, Decapoda, Portunidae. The coding region runs from base 1 to 615 and encodes 204 amino acids. The record is from RefSeq and is a predicted model, not a curated record.
AUGUGGUCUUCUUCUUCUUCUUCUUCUUCUUCUUCUUCUUCUUCUUCUUCUUCUUCUUCUUCUUCUUCUUCUUCUUCUUCUUCUUCUUCUUCUUCUUCUUCUUCUUCUUCUUCUUCUUCUUCUUCUUCUUCUUCUUCUUCUUCUUCUUCUUCUUCUUCUUCUUCUUCUUCUUCUUCUUCUUCUUCUUCUUCUUCUUCUUCUUCUUCUUCUUCUUCUUCUUCUUCUUCUUCUUCUUCUUCUUCUUCUUCUUCUUCUUCUUCUUCUUCUUCUUCUUCUUCUUCUUCUUCUUCUUCUUCUUCUUCUUCUUCUUCUUCUUCUUCUUCUUCUUCUUCUUCUUCUUCUUCUUCUUCUUCUUCUUCUUCUUCUUCUUCUUCUUCUUCUUCUUCUUCUUCUUCUUCUUCUUCUUCUUCUUCUUCUUCUUCUUCUUCUUCUUCUUCUUCUUCUUCUUCUUCUUCUUCUUCUUCUUCUUCUUCUUCUUCUUCUUCUUCUUCUUCUUCUUCUAGUAGUAGUAGUAGUAGUAGUAGUAAUAGUAGUAGUAGUAGUAGUAGUAGUAGUAGUAGUAGUAGUAGUAGUAGUAGUAGUAGUAGUAGUAGUAGUGGUAGCAGUAGCUCAUAG